AUGGAUGUACCAGAGGGGAAUGGAAACCCUUUGGGCAAUGGACUCGGUCGAGCUAGGCAAACUCGACCGAUUGGUCAAGGAGAUGCUCCAAACCGCCACCAACAGAGACAAGGGAUUGUUCCACCACCAGUGCAGAACCACAACUUUGAGAUCAAGCUGGGAAUGAUCAACCUUGUCCAGAACAAGAUGUUCCAUGGAUUGCCAAGUGAAGACCCCAUUGACCACCUUGAUGAGUUUGAUAGGCUUUGUGAUUUGACAAAGAUCAAUGGUGUCUCUGAAGAUGCCAUCAAGCUGAGACUCUUUCCUAUGUCUCUAGCUGACAAAGCUCACCAAUGGGAGAAGAGCUUGCCCCAUGGCACAAUCACCACUUGGGAUGAAUGCAAGAAGGCCUUUCUUGCUAAGUUUUUCUCCACCGGUCGCACAGCCAAGCUUAGAGGAGAGAUAUCCAGCUUCAUCCAGCGAAACAAUGAGACAUUCGCAGAGGCUUGGGAGAGGUUCAAAGGCUACACAAGUCAGUGCCCACACCAUGGAUUCAACAAUGAAUCACUACUCUCCACUCUUUAUAGAGGAUGCUUGCCUAGGUAUAGGGAGAUGCUAGACACAGCUAGCAAUGGGAACUUCCUCAACCAGGAUGUAGAUGAUGGCUGGCAACUUGUGGAGAACAUAGCUAACUCAAAUGGAAGCUAUGGAGAAGAGUAUGAUCGCACCAACCGGAGCUCGACCCACCACUCGAUCGAGUCAGACGAAAAGUUGAGAAAAGAUGUUAAGGCAUUGAAUGAGAAGUUGGAUAAGCUGAUCCUAGCUCAGUCCACAAUGAAGAAAGUCAACUUUGUGUCUGCUGAGGAGAUGGAACCAGUCCAAGAAGGGGAGGAUACACAAUUUGCUGAGGUAUGCUACAUGAGCAAUGGGCAAGGAGGUUACAACAAAGGAUACUAUAAUUACAAGUCCAACCCUGCCAUGUCAUACCGCAACACUGAUGUUGCUAACCCUCAGGACCAAGUCUAUCCUCAACAACAAGCAGCUCGAUCGAGUCAAGGACACAACAUGGGCUUCCCCCACCAACCGCCCCAGCCUGCACCUUCACAAGAGAAUGAGCUCAAGGCAAUGCUAAAGCAACUACUUCAAGGGCAAGCUGAUGGGGUAGUGGACACAAGCAAGAAGCUAGCUGAAAUAAACUCUAAGAUCGAGAACCUCAACACAAGGGUUUACUCUCUGGAGAAUCAUGCUUCUUCUGUUGCUGCUGCUACAAAGCAAGGACAACUACCUGGUAAAGCUAUUCAGAACCCCAAGGAACAGUGCAAGGUCAUCUUCACUCAAGAAGGACUUGUUGAAGAAGAGGAUCAAGAAAGGGUCAUUGAAGAUUUUUGUUUACUGCUGAAUGAUGAAGAGAUUGUUGCUGCUGAGGCUCCUGGAGUCCAGAUUGAUCAACCAGAAGUGCAGCACCUACUGUGGCCAUUCACACUUCACCAGUUGAGCUCGCACGACAAGCUCGAUCGGCAGCUCGAUCGAGUCCAACUCUAG
Microthlaspi erraticum is the source of this 1521-nucleotide messenger RNA. The record is from the annotation of a GenBank genome assembly. NCBI's taxonomy places the organism in Eukaryota, Viridiplantae, Streptophyta, Magnoliopsida, Brassicales, Brassicaceae.